Molecule: messenger RNA, 2217 nt
Organism: Larimichthys crocea (large yellow croaker)
Lineage: Eukaryota; Metazoa; Chordata; Actinopteri; Sciaenidae
Gene: mastl
Product: microtubule associated serine/threonine kinase-like
Exons: 10
Coding region: 1-2217 (738 amino acids)
Biological process (GO): intracellular signal transduction; peptidyl-serine phosphorylation
Cellular component (GO): nucleus
Molecular function (GO): ATP binding; protein serine/threonine kinase activity
Source: RefSeq, a predicted model, not a curated record
AUGGUGGAUAAAAACAUGACAGGCCAGAUGAAGGCAGAGAGAGACGCACUUGCUUUGAGCAAGAGCCCCUUCGUGGUUCACCUGUUCUACUCCCUGCAGACGGCCACCAAGAUCUACCUGGUGAUGGAGUACCUCAUCGGCGGAGAUGUCAAAUCUCUGCUUCACAUCUUUGGAUAUUUUGACCAGGAUAUGUCUGUGAAAUACAUCUCAGAGGUCGCACUUGCUUUGGACUACCUCCAUCGUCAUGGUAUAAUCCACAGGGACUUGAAGCCGGACAACAUGCUCAUAUCCAACGAAGGUCACAUCAAAUUAACAGAUUUUGGCCUUUCUAAGGUCAAGCUUGACAGAGAGCUGAGUCUCAUGGAUAUCCUGACGACUCCUUCCUUGGCUAAACCAAAAAAAGAUUACUUCCGCACCCCGGGUCAAGUCCUCUCCUUAAUCACCUCCCUUGGAUUUAAUACACCUGCAGCAGAGGGCAAGCGUCACUGCAGCGCAUCAGCUGUAUCCAGCCCCAUGUGCUGCAGCAAGAAGAAACAGAAGAACAACUCUCUCGGUUCUCCCAUGAUGAAGAAAGAUCAGCUGAACUCCCCGACUCGCUUCCCCUGGAAAAUGGGACCUAACGCCAUUAUGUUUAGUCCUCAUAACUUGGCAAAAAAUCUGACUCCCACUCUGCUGAAGUCCAGGAAGAGGUUUGAGACGAUGAGUGCAGGCAGCACCACGGACACUGAAGGUGGCAUCAGUCCACUGUGGGAGUGUGAGGAGAAAGAAAAUGAACACACCAAUGAACAGAAGGGGAGAGGAGAGUCCAAAGGGCCCGAGCAGGACCGCGUGCCCACAAAACCGGACACUGCCAAGGCGACCAGCAAUCCGAUCUCAAAUAAGUCAAAUUCAGAUCACGUUACUGAAAAUAAACCUCACGCCAACAAAGCGGGGACUGUCUCCGCAGCUCGGGAUGAUUCUUGCGUGACGGCCUCGGCUGUAAAGAGAACAUUUUCUGACGUCGAGAGAAGUCCAGAGCAAUUUCAGAUCCAAGCCAAGAAGAGUAAUGCGCAGUACAAGAGAUGCUUCGAGAUUCCAGAGGAGGCUGCGCGGUUUCACACUGGACUGACUGGAGUGUUUUCCGGCAUCCAAAUAGGCGACUUCAUGGCCUCCACAGAGGGGAUUGGGCUAGAUGAAGGCCGCGCCCCUAUGCGCUCCAGUCCCAUCACCGUAGCCAAGAGUCUGUUUUGUGAACUGGAAGAGCCGACGGAGGACGUGUUUGACGAUGGAGCCAAAGACUUGUUGCAUUCAAGUUUCACAUCGCCGCUCACUGGGAACAGUGACGUUUGCAGGAGCUUGAGUCUCGACUCUGACGGGUCCAUGCAUGAAACGUCUCUCACCAUUGACAGCCGUGCAUCUGCCAAGCCUUCCAAAAACAGGAAUUCGCCGUCAUCUGAGGAGCAAGAGGGAAAUAAAGACUCAUCCAUUAAUGAAUCGCUACAGACUCCGUCUGCCGCUUCCAGAGAAACACCAAAACUUGGCAACUUUGGCCGGAGAAGCGAAUCUCAGUGUUCCUUCCUGAACCGGCUCCCUGAUCUGGGUUGCGGCGUCGCACAGUCCCCCUCGUUCCUCAAGCCGCGAAACGUCGUCAUGUUCCGUAGCUACUGCAGCUCCAUUAACCGCUCCAACAUGUCGGGCGUGUCCCGACUUAGCAUCGGGUCCGUCGAGGCUAUGGAUCUGUCCACGGCAGCCUCUUAUCACUCUGCGUCCGGCAAUGCGACACCAGUGCAGAGAAGGGUCAGCUCCAACAGCUCUCUCUGUCGGACUCCUCAGCCCAUGUCGACGUCUCACACUCCCUUCAGGACUCCGAAGAGCGUCAGACGGGGUGCGCUGCCCGUUGAAGGUGCACCCAUUUUAGGAACUCCUGACUAUUUGGCUCCGGAGCUUCUUUUGGGAAAACCACAUGACUUCAUGGUGGAUUGGUGGGCGCUCGGCGUCUGUCUCUUCGAGUUCCUCACGGGCGUGCCGCCUUUCAAUGACGAGACGCCUCAGCUGGUCUUCCAGAAUAUCCUCAACAGAGAACUCAAAUGUCACCCCCUGUUUGAGGGCCUGGACUGGGAAAACCUGCAGAACCAGCCGAUGCCCUUCAUACCUCAGCCAGAGGACGAAACCGACACCUCCUACUUUGAGGCGAGAAACAACGCUCAGCACAUCGCCGUGUCUGGCUUCAGUCUAUAG